Messenger RNA from Girardinichthys multiradiatus, 3509 nucleotides. RefSeq names its product zinc finger and SCAN domain-containing protein 22-like. Gene Ontology annotation, biological process: regulation of transcription by RNA polymerase II. Bases 122 to 1219 code for a protein of 365 amino acids. Lineage: Eukaryota; Metazoa; Chordata; Actinopteri; Cyprinodontiformes; Goodeidae. Gene Ontology annotation, molecular function: RNA polymerase II cis-regulatory region sequence-specific DNA binding; DNA-binding transcription factor activity. The record is from RefSeq and is a predicted model, not a curated record. The transcript is spliced from 2 exons.
CUCUUUUGGGAGAAGGCGAAGAUUAGGAGGAAAGAGAAGAAGAAACCACGUCACGUGACUGGGACAAGCAUCCUUUUGGUCCAUUUUGGAUGAUUGUGGGAUCUCCGUGCAAUUCAGGAAAAUGACCAAACUGCAGUUUUUGAACGUCUUUCUGACUGAGCGUCUGAUGCUUGCCGCACAGGAGAUUUACAAGUCUGUCGAGGACACGAUUUUGGAGUACCAGGAAGAGAUAGCGAUCAGGGAGAGGGAGAACGACCAUUUGAGACGGAGGCUCCGAGACGCUGGGAUAGAAAUAUGGCCAGAUCGCCCAUCCAUGGUGCUGUUGGAGGAAGAGGAUGGUGAGCAUCCACGUCGAGAGUGGAGUCCAAGUAUGGGACAUCAAGAGCGUAUUCCCAUUCAGAUCAAAGACAAAAGAGAAAUGAGGCCAAACCAAGGAGACGAUCAGCUUCGAGGACAUGGCUCCUGCAGCACCACAGAAAAUAUGUUCGCCCCUUCACGCGUCACAAAUGAAUACCCUCAGGAUGGUCCCCACACAUCCAGUCUUCCUCAGAAUCAGGGUGUGGAGAACAGGGAGGUGGAUCCUGCAUCUCGUAACCCAUCGAGGCACGUGAAAGGCGAGAGCGGAGGUAGUCACAGAGGUGCUACAUCAUCCAGCGGUGGUGCCCAGCCUCUAGCACCAGUCAACCCAAACUGCUCAAAUGAAAACAACAUUGACAUUGCAGUUGAGAAUGGUGGACAGAUGGGUGGUGUUAAAGGCGCUGUAACUGGAACUAACAGAGGACAAACUGCUCUUAUGAGGAACCAAGGAUCCAAUGCAAUGGACUGCCCCCAUCAAAAAUCUCCCCUGCAGGGCCAGAUGUCAUCGUUCUGUUGUAAAGUCUGCGGUGAGGCCUUCAGUCACAUCGGACACUUACACGUCCACGUGCAAGUGCACACUCGAGAAAAACCUUACCGCUGUGGAGUAUGCGGAAAAUGCUGCAGCUCCUCCGGCAGACUUCAGGAGCACCAGCGGAGCCACACGGGAGAAAAACCCUUUCGCUGUCAGAUCUGUGGAAAGGGCUUCACACAGAUGGCUCAUCUGAAGGUCCACAUGAGGAUCCACACCGGAGAGAAGCCAUACAGCUGCCCUGUGUGCGGCAAGUGCUUCAGCCGCUCUGACAAAAUCAAAAGGCAUCUUCAGACGCACAGUCGCGAAGGGACCUAUUUCUCAGGGCAGUAAUGGAAGGAAUCCAGUUUGGGAGUCAUUGUCGUGGGAAAACCUUUCAAUAAAAACAACUACAACUGCUGUCACUGAUGAGACAUUUCUUCCUACUUUUUAAGAACAUAGAAGUUCUGCUUCUGUAAUGAACUCCUUUUAACCAAAUCUGUAACUUCUCAGUCCCUUUAUAUAGUUUGUAUUAGCCAGUUUAGUAUGUUAUUUACAGUAUUUGGUAUUUAUCAUUACGUAUUAAAUUAGAUACAAUUUGGAUUACUAGCUGGACUUUUAUGAAUUAUCUACUGUUUUUCUAGUCUUAUAAUUAGCAUGAAGUCUUCCACACAAGCCUUGAAACAGGGAUGAACAAGACUUGCAAGAACGAUCAGCACCUUCAGUUCAUUAUCAUGUGGUCACUUUAUAUCCAUGUGUCUGAAGCUACCGACUAAAUAUUUGCUUUGUGUUCAUUCUUGUUUUGGUCUUAAAAUUAAGAGUAAGCAUAAUUCUUACUCAUUUUGUCAGUUACAGAGAAGAAGUCUUAUUUCAGGGGUGUACCAUGAAGCAGUAUCAACAAGUUGGAAAGCUACGUUGAACCCAAAGCCACAAUAUUCAGUGUCAUACUCUUAAUCCCCACGGUACCUAAUAAUGUGGAGGAGAUUAAGCCUAGUUAUUCAGUGCUUUCAUGCCAGGAUAGUCCGGGGGACUCUGUUAAAUUGGGUGGGGAAUGGGAAUAUUUCACACCUUUUAUUAGGUAUGGUUCCCUUUCACACUCCGCCUUUGGAAGAGGACCAAGCCGUCUGGGCAAUCUUUUUACAUUUACAACAGCAGCUAGUUCGGGGCGCUAUCACAAGAAGCUGCCCAGUAUGAGCUGCAUGUGCGGCAAGCCGCGUUUACAUUUACUAAACUGUUCACUCGUCGAAAAGCAAAGAGUUAAUUUGUUGCAAUCCAGUGUCUACUGUCUAGAAAAUCGUAGAGACCAUAGAGGGGACAUAAUCCAUUGUGAUGGAACCCUUAAUGAAAUGUGAUAUGAAUGAGAAAUUGUAGAGAGGAAAACAUAUUUGACUCUAUGUAAAAGUUUGACAUGGAAAACAAAAUCAGCACAUUAUGGAUGCUGACUGACAACAGUUUUGUCAUCAUAAAUGUGAAGUAAAAUGCUGGUAUGAACUGAUAUGUUGGCCAACUACAAUCUGUAAUUUUGACUAACCUGUGUUUAUACAGAAAAUUAUGUCGGAUAAUCUGAAUUUUACUUUUAUUUGGUGGAAACACUAACAUCAACAUUUUUGUUAUUGUGGGAUAAUGUCAUGAGUUAAACAGCUCUAUGUGCAAUUUUCUUGUUUGUUGUAUAAUGACAGAGCAUCAUUUUAGAGUACACAGUCAAAGUCUCAUUUUGUUAUGAUGAACAAAUAAUGCCUAAAUGCUUAAUGUUUUGGUACUGUCCAUACAGACCAAAGGGGAAGAGCCUGGGUUUGCAAAGACAGCUGAUUAUGAUUGUCAUAUCUAUAAUUUCUGACUCAAGUUUGCAUCUCUAUAUGUUUUACUUUUAUUCAUCUUCUAUCCCUUUAGUGCUGUUACAUUCUUGCAGAGCAACUUACUGCCAUCUCUCAGGAUCAUCGACGAAUCUAAUGUGAGACUGCAACAAAUCAAACAAUGUAAUAUUGUGUGUAACUCAUCAGCUUUUUUAGGAAUUCAUGGUGUUUUUAUUUCAUAAAAAACAUGCACUUUUCUCGCAAAUGCACAGAUGAACUCCAGUUGAACCAUACAGUAUUAGCAGAACCACUUUUUUUAGGAGUUCUUAGUGGGUAAAGACUUUUGUACACCAGUGUUUCCACAAUGUUUUGAUGUCUUAAGGUUUCAGGUUUGCUUUUACAUUUUCAUUUUCCAAUGUGAUGGUUGGAUUCUCGUGAAAUAAACAUACUUCCUCUUUACAUUCUUGGGCGUAUCACCAGAAAGUAACCUUUCUCCUGAGGAUUAAAACUGUAUUUAUAAAACUGUAUUUAUAUGAAGAGGUUGUAUUAGAGUGAUAUGUCGUUAGUUGCUUUUUUUUUUGAUACUAAAAACAAAAACACAAAGCUGACUUGUGCUGCAGGAUUCAGCUAAAAGAUAAUGCAACCCAGAUUUGAAUAUGAAUGGAGGUUGUUACGAUCCAAGUACACCAGAGCCUUGGUUGCUUAUCACCUUGUGUGUUUAAUUAGUGGUCUGUUUUUCACCACAUGCAGUCUUCCUAGGGAGAUCUUGGCUCCCCAGCACAUACCCUGUACAGAGCCCUACCCACACUAGCUAAAUGUUAUUUUGAAAUAAAGUUAUACCUAAAGAUCUA